Molecule: messenger RNA, 2620 nt
Organism: Puccinia graminis f. sp. tritici CRL 75-36-700-3
Lineage: Eukaryota; Fungi; Basidiomycota; Pucciniomycetes; Pucciniales; Pucciniaceae
Exons: 7
Coding region: 1-2127 (708 amino acids)
Biological process (GO): protein transport to vacuole involved in ubiquitin-dependent protein catabolic process via the multivesicular body sorting pathway
Cellular component (GO): ESCRT-0 complex
Molecular function (GO): ubiquitin binding; phosphatidylinositol binding
Source: RefSeq, a predicted model, not a curated record
AUGACGAAAUCUGUGGUGAUGUUGCGUGGUGUUGUGAGCACUAAGUUAGUUUGUAGUCGAUCAGGUGUUAAGUUGAUAGUAUGCAUUUCGACACCCCCGAUCAAGGUUUCACAGCCCCCUCGACACUGCUGCCUGACUGGAAUCACCCAGCCAGCCUUCGACAAGUCUGUUGACCAUCUUCUACUAUCCUGCAACGCCAACAACCAUCCUGAUAUCACCCGAAAACCUGACCAUCAUCACCCAGAAAUGUUUCGUGGCACACCACCCAACCCAUAUGACGAGGUCGUCCUGAAGGCCACUGAUGAGGCACAAACCUCGGAGAACUGGUCGCUAUUCAUCCAAGUUUGUGAUAAGGUACUGACAGAUACCAGUCCGACCGGCCCCCGAGAUUGUAUUGCCUCGAUCCAGAAGCGACUCCAACACCGAAAUGCGAACGUCCAAUUGUUCUGUCUGACCCUCACCGAAUCCCUGGUCAAGAACACAAACGAAAAUUUGCAUAAGGAGGUCUCCAGUAGGGCGUUCAUGAAAGUCUUGUCAGGCUUGGUACUCGAUCGCUAUACGCAUGAGAAGGUUCAAAAGAGGAUCCUACAGUGUCUGAAAUCCUGGGUCGAUGACUUCCACGGCAAACCUCACCUCGGUCUGGUGGAAGAAACUGUCGAGGAGCUUAAGGAGAAAGGCCACCAAUACGAAGAGGAACCACCACCAGCCACCCAUCCUCCGGAUGAACUGUUGAAACGAGAGGAAGAGGAACUCCAGCGAGCCUUGGCCGAAUCCGAACGUGAAGCGGAAUGGAUGAACAUGGCCGGCGUCGGAAAUUUCCCAGCGAGCACGCUCGACACACAAUCCAACAUCGGUCCGGCUGGUCACAUACCAUCCUCAUCCCAGGCUCGAUUCGGAAACCCACCACUGGCGAGUGGCCAUACUGCUCCAGAUCCCACACCUCACCCGGCCCCUGUAAAUCGAGCAAGCUCUCAACCGCCCGCCGGUAAUCACCAUCAUCAAGCUCCAAUCGAUGCUAUGGCUCAGAUGUCUCUUCAAAACUCUCAUCCAGACUCAGAUAACAUCCCCCUCGGUCCCGCAACUGGCUCCGAUCUUCACCCUGUACGCACUAAGGGUAGACCAGCUCCCAAAAAAGUCAAAGCAUUGUACGACUUCGGACCUAACGAGGAAGGCGAAUUAUCGUUCAAGGAGGGUGAUAUCAUCCGAGUAAUUGACUCAGUCUACAAAGAUUGGUGGAAGGGAGAAUUGCGCGGGCAGAUCGGUAUCUUCCCAGUGAAUUACAUUGAAACUAUCCCAGACCCAUCUCCGGAAGCGCUUACCCGAGAGGCGGAAGCUGAGGCGGCCGUAUUCGCACAGGCUUGCGAAAUUGAUCGACUGUUACAGAUGAUGAAUAAUUUGGAUGCUAAGCGGGAUAAUCUGGCUGACAAUGAUGAACUGUCCGAGCUCUAUCAACGAACCCUAUCGAUGCGACCUAAGAUCGUUCGGUUGAUCGAAAAAUAUAGCCAGAAGAGAGCUGAAUUAUUGCAGAUCAACAACAAAUUCAUGAAAGCCAAGACUACCUAUGAUACAAUGAUUGAGCAAAGCUUGGCGGUCCAUCACCCAGGAGUUGCAGCGGAAACGUACACACAGCCUAACCAAAACCAUAUGUCCUCCAACAUGUAUGGCUCCCAAGGGCCUUAUCCGCAAGUUACUUAUUCUUACGACCAGGCUUCUCAUCCUGCUCAUCAACCCUUGUCAAACCAGCAUUAUCAGCGACCAACAGGGCCGCCGGCAUCUCCUAAUCAGCCGUAUCCGCCUCGUGAUAUCGUCCCUCCCGAGGGACUCGAUACUAGUCGGUUCUACCUAGCAUCAGAUGGAAACUGGUAUGCCUAUUCGGCCGAGCAGCUAGCAGCCCACGCCUCGAGCACUGCAGCCCUGCCGAACAACCCAGCGGUCCAUACAUCUCAUCCGCCCAACUCUUCCCAACACGCUCAACCUCAGUCAUCUCCUGCACGUAAUCCAACCUCAGCUCCCCAGGGAGACGCUAAUCAUAGGCCGGAACUCAACCCCGCUUGGCCCGCUUACCCUCCCAACUCUUCCCCUAACUCUCACAACCUUCCCGCUAGUCUGCCUUUGCCUGGUCAAUAGACAUCACUACAGAUAAAUCCUCUUUUUGUUCUUUUUGUUUCAUUGUGAGCUCAAACAAAAAAGAAAAAAAAAAUCUCCAACACGCACCCAUAUAAUGUUGGUUCUGUUUCUACCAUCUCAAAAAAGCAAGAUUUCUUAUUUCACACCAUUAUCACGAUCAUCAUCAUCAUCAUCUUUCUCUCUGCUGCCCUUUCUUUCUCUACCUAAAUCAUCCAUUCUACUUUUCUUUAGCGAAAGGGUAUCAGGUUCAAUUUUUUUGUAUAUGUAUAUCGAGAGAAAUAAGAUUGUAUUGUAUACACACAAGCAUCGGUUUUUAUGGCUCUUCAUAACUCUAGUUAGUAAAACGAGGAGGUUUAGCAAGUCUUUGUGGUGCCUGGAGACUAACUCGUGUAUUGCACAUACAUAGCUUUCAUACAUUGUUGUCGGUUAGUCAUAUAGACAAUCAUGAUGUCUUGUAUGGUAUGUAAUCACAUCCCUAAGUCCUGUUCAAACA